AUGAGACUCCUCCCCCAACUCGUCGCCGCACUCGCUAUCCUCCCCGGGGCUCUAGCAGUUGAUCAGAAGCGGUCGGCAAUCAUUUGGUUCGACGAUCCGAAAACACCCGACUCCGUGGUCAACGAGGCCAAAGAGUCCAUAGUCAAAGCCGGCGGCAAGAUAACCCACAUUUAUACAAUCAUCAAGGGGUUUGCCGUCGUUGCUCCCGAGAAGGUCCUAGAAAGCGUACAGGUCACGGCAAGCAAGAGUCAAUACAAAAUGCGGGUCGACAACGAUGAGAUGGUAUCCAGCCAAGACUGA
This is a messenger RNA of Purpureocillium takamizusanense, 300 nucleotides long. RefSeq lists its product as uncharacterized. The coding region runs from base 1 to 300 and encodes 99 amino acids. The transcript has 2 exons. Gene Ontology annotation, molecular function: endopeptidase inhibitor activity. The record is from RefSeq and is a predicted model, not a curated record. Gene Ontology annotation, biological process: vacuole fusion, non-autophagic. Lineage: Eukaryota; Fungi; Ascomycota; Sordariomycetes; Hypocreales; Ophiocordycipitaceae.